Molecule: messenger RNA, 1430 nt
Organism: Polypterus senegalus (gray bichir)
Lineage: Eukaryota; Metazoa; Chordata; Cladistia; Polypteriformes; Polypteridae
Gene: uchl1
Product: ubiquitin carboxyl-terminal esterase L1 (ubiquitin thiolesterase)
Exons: 9
Coding region: 334-1002 (222 amino acids)
Biological process (GO): protein deubiquitination; ubiquitin-dependent protein catabolic process
Cellular component (GO): cytoplasm
Molecular function (GO): cysteine-type deubiquitinase activity
Source: RefSeq, a predicted model, not a curated record
UCUAACCGAGGCAGGUGGGCUGAAACGCUGCUGCUCUAAUUGAUUUUUUUUAAACUGAUAUCAUUUGAAUAUCUUAUUUUUUAUUAUAUGACAACAACGUACAAGAGCAACUAGACACCAAUUUAUUGGCUCUUUAACGCCGUGUAUGUUACCACCCCCCCUUUCCAUUUCCAAUAAUGGAAGAGCACCGGCGGUAUAAGAACAGCGGGCCGGGCUAGGGAGCGGUGUAGUUUGAUUCGAAGUUGACGAAGCGGUAAAGGUGCAUUUAUAGGCGAAGAAAAACAAAAAACUUAAAAAAAAAACAAACAAACAACAAAACAACCUAAUAUCACAAUGGCGUGGAAUGCAAUGGAAAUUAACCCUGAGAUGCUGAGCCAAGUGCUAUGUAAAUGGGGCGUCGCCUCCUCUUGGCGCGUGGUCGAUGUGGUUGGCUUCGAUGACGAAGCGCUAUCUGCUGUGCCAAAGCCCUGCUGCGCAGUGAUGCUGCUGCUGCCUCUAACUGAACAGCAUGAGAGUUUCAGAAAAAAGCAGUCUGAGGAAUUGGGUGGCAAGGAAGUACCUGGUGUCUAUUUUCUAAAGCAAACCAUUGUCAACUCUUGUGCUACUGUUGGGCUUCUCCAUGCAGUUGCAAAUAAUCAAGACAACCUUGAAUUUGUGGAAGGAUCUGUAAUAAAGAAGUUCCUUGAUAAAACAUCAGGCAUGUCUCCAGAUGAGAGAGCCAAGCACCUUCAGGAAAAUAAGGAUAUACGUGCUGUCCAUGAUGAAGUGGCAGCUACUGGCCAAUGUCGGGUUGAAGAUGAUAAGCUGAAUUUCCACUUAAUUACUUUUACCAAAGUUAACAACCACCUGUAUGAGCUAGAUGGAAGAAUGAAUUGUCCAGUUAAUCAAGGAAACACCGAAGAUGGCUCUUUCAUCAUGGAUGUAGCCAAAAUUUGCAAGCAGUUCACAGAACGAGAAAAAGGAGAAGUUCGUUUUUCUGCUGUGGCUUUGGCCAAAUGUUAAUUUUUUUUUUUUUUAAAUUGCUUAUUGUUCAAAUUCUGAAUUGCAAGGGCUUGUUCUGUUAGUUGAAUAUUUCAACACCUGAGCUUCUACUUACAGCCAGCGUAUGUUCAUAGAAAGGAUUCCCAUUGUUUUCUUGUCAUACAGCCAUCAUUGGUUUGUAUGGAUGAUGGUUCUACAGUUGGUAGUUGGAGUUGUUUAAGCCUUGAGUGUUAGACUUAAAGACCUGGCAGCAUUAGAGUUCAGCAAAAUGUGUUCUGUUGCAAUUUGCCUUCUCUUUCUGAGCAUCAAUAGCACUUUGUAAAGCACUUUGUACUUGUCUGUAUAGAAGUAUUGUCAACAUGCUUUGCACUGUUUGCGAAUAGUUACUGCUGUAACUUUUUUAGUGCUGAGCUUUCGGGGAAAAUAAACAUUCACCUUUUUGUCUGAAA